AUGGACCCGUAUUUAGAUGUUCUAAAUAAUUUCAAUACUUUGAUCGUUAAACAAAGACCAAGAGGCAAAUGGUGGGAGUUACUAUGUGGUUUGGAGCAUGAAAAUGAGUAUAAAAAAUCAGAUAUUCUCAUUGCAAGAGAGCAUACAAGCAAUGGUUGUCUUUUAUGCUGUGGAAAAUAUAGAAAGUUUAAAAUGACAAUUAGAACACUUGAAGGUCAUGAAAUAUUAAAAAUUAAAAGACCAUAUCAUUGCGGACGUCAAGGUUGUUGUUGCUGUUGCUGUGUCGAAAGUUGUCACCAGGAGGCAGAGAUAUUCUUGGGUGAAGCAUCGAGCAUGCCAGGAAAGUAUCUCGGUAGAAUAAAAGAGAGAUUCAGUUGUUGUCUGCCAGUACUCAAUGUCUUCGAUGACACUGGUAAUGAGGUGUAUCGUGUCAUCGGUCAAUGUUGUGGUUGCAGCAACUACAGUCUUUCAAUUCGACAGGGUAACGGUACAUCCAGUGGUUGGGGAGACGACGGUGACGAAGUCGGUGAGAUCGAAAAGAAAUGGUCCGGUUGGAAGAAAGAACUUUUCACAGAUGCCGACAAUUUCUUUAUCAAUUUCCCUCCUGACUCAUCGUCACAACAAAAGGCACUGCUACUUGGAGCACUCUUCCUUGUUGACUAUCUAUUCUUUGAGAAUCAAUCUGAAAGAUCAUUAAUGAGUGAUCAAAUUUCCAACCCCAAAAUCAGAAAUGCAACACAUUUAUCUUGA
Molecule: messenger RNA, 750 nt
Organism: Heterostelium album PN500
Lineage: Eukaryota; Evosea; Eumycetozoa; Acytosteliales; Acytosteliaceae
Exons: 4
Coding region: 1-750 (249 amino acids)
Biological process (GO): plasma membrane phospholipid scrambling
Cellular component (GO): plasma membrane
Molecular function (GO): phospholipid scramblase activity
Source: RefSeq, a predicted model, not a curated record